AUGCCCUCGGCUCAAGGCAAAGGCAAAGGCAAGACCGGCAGCUCCGGCCGUGACGCCCGCCGUUCGCGUAGUCGCAACACCACCCCAAUCUCCUCUGUCUCCGGCGUCCACCAGUCUGUCGAGCCCGUCACUACCUCGCCCUCCGGCAUGCAGUCGACCCUGAACCACCUAGGUAGCCCGUCGAGCGUCUUCAUCGAGGAGAUCUUCAACAAUGGCGGCCACAGCGCCGGCAUUCCCUCCCCCGAGGCCCUUCACAGCAUGCUCGAGGAGGUCAAGAAUCGCUUUCUUCCCGCCCAGACCACGCGCAGCGAGGCCAACGAAAAGUUCAUGCGCCAUCUUAUGCAGCGCCGCAAAGCACGGCUCGAGCACCAGCACGCUGAGGAACGCGCCGACCGCGAGGCUGAGGAGCGGAAGCACAAGCUGAAGAAGGCGAAGAAGCGCGAGCCCGACGAGGACCGCCCGUUAGCGGUAGGCGCACACGGUGUAGCUAGGCAGGAUGGCACAGAUGGAAAAGAUGCUUCAUCAACCAUCUCCUCUCCCAUCUCGCAACCUCCCCCUUCCGCUACCGGUGCCGGACACGUUGAUAAUGCAGCAUCUCCGAGCGGCUCUGAAGAUUCACAUCAGCCCGAAAAGGCACCUGCAGUACCGGCGUACCAGACUUUUGGCCCCGAUCCAACCAAAUUCGACGACCCCACCAUCUACCAUAUUCGCGACAUUACCGAGGAUACGCCCGAGGAGCUGAAAAAGGAAAUCCUGGGCGUGGCCCGCUACCCACAGAGCGAGUUGAAAGAACUGACUCCGGGCACACCCCCUGACAAGGAUUUCAGUAAUCCAAAGCCGCAGACACAAGUCAACGCAAGCGUUUUUGCCAACUACGUGGAACCCUACGUAAGACCUUUGACAGAAGAGGACUUGUCUUUCCUAAAAGAACGGGGGGACCGUGUUCUACCGUUUCAAAUGCCCCGGCGUGGGCCGCGGCAUUACAAAGAGAUAUGGGCCGAUGAAGAUGGAGCCAUGGUCGUGGAUCCACCUACGGAAAAACUCCCGCCAAACGAACCUAGGGGCAGCAUGGAUGCGAUGAACGAUGACAUUGCAGAAACUGACGCUGUGGCCCCUGGUCCCUUGGCUUCCCGAUUACUCUCCACCUUGCGAUCUGAAGGCCGCACCUCCUCUGGCGAACCGAAUAGCGCCAUCAACGGUGACAUGGAAGUAGACGGUGAAGGCGGAGAUGCGUCCUCUGCACCCCAGCAACCUGCGACACAUAUGUCCGAAUCGAAUCAAGCAUCGUGGAAGAACGCACCUGCCACAAAGAUUGACUAUGCAACAAUGGAUGAGCGUGCCAUGCAAGAACUGAUACACAUCGGCUUCCUUCCAGCGGAUGAAAAGCCAGACUACGACGGACACUUCGAUGACGAAGUUGCAGCACGCCUACGCUAUCUGCAAGACGAAUUGCGGAAACAGUCGAUUAUCAACGGUGCACGUAAAACGAGACUACUCGAGCUCGCGCAACACCGCAUGGCUCAACAAGAAUACUGCGCCAUUGAGGAUGACCUCAACAACCAACUCAAUGCCGCCUACCUCAAACGUAACCGCAACCUUGGCAAGGGCAAGAAGAACAGUAAGCGGCCCGGCGGUGCUGGUGGUGGUAGUCAUGCCGUGGUGCAGGUUGGUGCGGGCAAUUCGCGCGGGCUCGGCGAGGAGAUUCGCGCGCUUAUGGAAAAGAAAGAACGCUGGACGAAUGUCAUUGGCCCUGUUGUCGACUAUGGCAAGGCAGGAAUACCCGUUGAGAGCAUCUUUGAUGAUGAACUAAUGAAGAAAUACAUGGAGAAGGAGCAAGAAGGCUGGACAGAAGUCGAAGAAUAG
Molecule: messenger RNA, 1863 nt
Organism: Diplodia corticola
Lineage: Eukaryota; Fungi; Ascomycota; Dothideomycetes; Botryosphaeriales; Botryosphaeriaceae
Product: transcriptional regulator
Exons: 3
Coding region: 1-1863 (620 amino acids)
Biological process (GO): regulation of transcription by RNA polymerase II
Cellular component (GO): SAGA complex
Molecular function (GO): transcription coactivator activity
Source: RefSeq, a predicted model, not a curated record